CAUCCCUCUGGCUAAGAGAAUCGAAGCCGAGCUAUGCGUCGCCGUGGCUUCAGAUCGAUCAGCCUCUUACCCCGUCAACCUGCUAAUAGUCCAGUCCGUCAGCGUGUGUGUAAUAGUGCGCCAACACAAGUGAUCCCUGACGACGAGGAGGACUGGAACUGGCAAGAGGAGAACGACAACACCGUGUUUCAGCACGAACAAGAAGAAGAACCCGAACGUACGAUUGGAGAAAUUGAGAUUACAGUUGUGAACGAGGAGCAUCCGACAAGAAGCGCAGGCGACUUCACAGACUUCAUGGAUUCAGACUCUUCCGACUCAGACUAUCAUGUUCUCGACGACAGCAGUAGCGAUGAACCCUACGAGUACUGGAUGAAGCGAAAGUCUUACAGCCGCAGUCCAUUUUCCAACUGUAGCAGUUUUUCAUUCGAAGACUCUGAUGAUGACGGAGAUGCAGCCAGAAUUACCGAUAGCGAUGCGUCAGAUGAGGAUAGUAAGGUUUCGACUAUUCCGCCAACGCCACCCAUGACGAAGCUCUCCCGUUCCUCCGAUCUUGGACCCAAUGUGAAGCGCGGUUGGACUGCGAUGAUACAAGAAGCAGAGACCUUUAACGGACCAACAUCGAUUUAACUACUCGAGAGUUUCCUGCGUUAGUAUUGUAGUCAGUUCCGUCUCCACCGC
Phytophthora nicotianae INRA-310 is the source of this 678-nucleotide messenger RNA. RefSeq lists its product as hypothetical. Lineage: Eukaryota; Oomycota; Peronosporomycetes; Peronosporales; Peronosporaceae. The transcript has a single exon. The record is from RefSeq and is a predicted model, not a curated record. Bases 34 to 627 code for a protein of 197 amino acids.